AUGUUCUCCCCUUCCUGCCAGCUGGCACCUGAGGAGGAGGAGCUCGACCAAACCCUAGACGAAGAAGUGCUGUUGGAACAAGAAGUGGGCCCCACCACCGGUCCUCCUCCUCCUCCCCCCAAGCCAGCAGCCGAUCAACCUCCCCGCCGCUCCACGUUGGAUCUCCUCCAGAAAUACGGCGGCGGAGGGAGCCGGUCGUCUUCUUCUUCCACGUGUCCCACUCCUCCGCAGCGGCGGGCGUUGGCGGCCGAGGAAGCGCUGAGGAUUGCCGGGAAGAGGAUCGUGCAGUACUCCUCCGGAAAAGCCGGAGCGCCGUCGAUGCUCAACAUCCCGUUCGACCCUUCGCUGUCGCACCUGUCGAAGGAUGACGUCAGGAGCGUCGAGCUGGCGGAGUACCUGCUGGCGGCGGCGGAGCGGGUCGGGGACAGGCAGUUCGACCACGCCGCCGCUUUGCUGAAUCUGUGCGAGUCGUUGGCUUCCAGGACUGGCAACGCUGUUCAGAGGUUGGGUCACUGCUUCUGUCAAGCCCUGAGGGAGAAGAUUGCUUGCGACACAGGUAAAAAACCUCCUCAAGACAAGAAGAGAUCGGUUCCUGACUACCAUGAAUCUCUGCUGACGUCGGAUUUUGCAGUGAAAGCAAUGCAACGUGGAGCCAUGCCGAUGUUCCAGGUGCCACAUAUGGUCGGCAUCCAAGCCAUAAUCGAAAACGUGACCAAGGCAAACAAGAUCCACGUCAUCGAUCUCAAAAUUGGAAACGGCCACCAAUGGGUUGCCCUAAUGCAAGGUUUGAUGUCGCUUUCGGACCGAGAACCGGUGGAGCUCCUUCGGGUAACCGCCGUGGCAACCAUAACUUCCAACCAAUCCUCCAUCAAAGACACGGGGAAACGGUUGGCCAGCUUUGCCGAGAGCAUUGAAAUGCCGUUUCAGUUCAACAUUGUGGUCAUCAUAGACGAGGACGAGGCGUCCGAUUUUCGACCGGACCGGUUCGACCUGGACCCGGUCGAGGAAGCCCUGGUGGUUUACUCGGAGCGGGUGUUGCAAACCCUAAUAGGGCAACCACUUCGAAUCGAGCGAAUGAUGAGGGUGAUCAAGCGGAUGAACCCACGAGUCAUGGUGACCGUCGAGGUGGAAGCGAACCUUAACUCCUCGAGCUUCACGGGGCGUUUUGUGGAGGCCAUCUUUCACUAUGGCGCGAUUUUCGAGAACCUGGAGAGCAGCAUGGCUCGAGACAACCCGAACCGGUUGUGGGUCGAGACCGGGUUGCUCGGCCACCAGGUUGGCAACAUACUGGCUAGUGAAGGAGUGGAUAGGUACGUGAGGAGCGUCAAUCUUGACGUGUGGAGGAAGUUCUUUGCCCGGUUCGGCAUGGUCGAGCUCGAACCGAGCUUGACCGCUUCGCACCAGGCCAGGUGGUUCCUCGACCGGUUCACGGCCGGGACGCCGUACACGAUUGAGUCGAAUGAGAAGAGCUUGAUUCUAGGAUUCGAAGGUACGCCUAUGCUUAGUGUGUCUACUUGGAAGUUUAUUCAGUUUGCUAGACUGAUAAGUGACAAUCAAGAGCUGAGGGUGGAAUUCUACUAA
This is a messenger RNA of Linum trigynum, 1581 nucleotides long. The record is from the annotation of a GenBank genome assembly. Lineage: Eukaryota; Viridiplantae; Streptophyta; Magnoliopsida; Malpighiales; Linaceae.